ACAAUUUUCAAGAUCCAUUUCGGGGUAUCAAGAAACAUUUCCGCUAACUGAAGAAGAAAAAGAAUUUUUACACUCGAGGCAUCAUCUUACAAGAGAAAUUUUUAGAGGAAAUUUUAAUUCUCCAGUACACAAAGUGCUUAAAACCGGAUGGGCUAAAGUCUUGGACGUUGGAUGCGAUGUAGGAACUUGGCUAUUCGAAUUAUCUGCUGACUAUCCAGGAUGUACCUAUAUCGGCACAUAUACUUCUCCAUAUUCAAGUUUAGCAACCGUUAGUAAACCCUUCGAUGUUGAAUUUAUAGAAGCUGAUCCUGUUAAUGGCCUACCAUUUGAAGAUGAUACUUUUGACUUUGUGAGUAUGAAAAAUCGUUCAAUUGAAUAUAAUGAAUCCGAAUGGAAAAAAAUUAUUUUGGAGUUAGUCAGAGUGUUGAAACCUGGUGGAUGGUUAGAGUUGUCAGAUUAUGACUAUUCUUGGGGAACAAAAGGUCCUACCACUGAAAAAUUGUUGAAUCUUUUUUCAAGUCACCUUCGCCUGGCACAAAUCAGUCAUUUCAGGGAUUACAUGCAUAUGACAGCUGAACUUCGUAAUAUUCAACAUAAAAUACAAUAUCUUCCUUUAGGUUCAUUUGCUGGUAGAUUGGGAGAAACUUCGGCUCAAAUUUUAAGGGACACUUUAAAAACUUUUUUACCAAAAUUAGCUAAUUAUUUUGGGAUUAAAAUAGGUGAUAUUGAUUCGAUUAUUAAGACUGUAAUAGAAGAAGCUGAAGAAAAUCAAAGUCAUCUUAGGUUUCACAGAUUUUUUGCUCAAAAAGAGACU
This is a messenger RNA of Dentiscutata heterogama, 814 nucleotides long. NCBI's taxonomy places the organism in Eukaryota, Fungi, Glomeromycota, Glomeromycetes, Diversisporales, Gigasporaceae. The record is from the annotation of a GenBank genome assembly.